Molecule: messenger RNA, 1334 nt
Organism: Protobothrops mucrosquamatus (brown spotted pit viper)
Lineage: Eukaryota; Metazoa; Chordata; Lepidosauria; Squamata; Viperidae
Product: cullin-associated NEDD8-dissociated protein 1-like
Exons: 9
Biological process (GO): SCF complex assembly; protein ubiquitination
Cellular component (GO): nucleus
Source: RefSeq, a predicted model, not a curated record
AAAUCUCUACAUUAAAGCAAGCCGUGUAGAAGAGAUCGUCCUCCAGGACCAGCUGUUCAAGAUGACCAACAUAUCCUAUCAUAUCUCCAACCUCCUGGAGAAGAUGACAUCCACGGAUAAAGAUUUCAGAUUUAUGGCUACCAAUGAUUUGAUGAUGGAACUACAGAAAGAUUCCAUAAAGCUGGAUGAAGAUAGUGAGAAAAAAGUUGUGAAAAUGCUCCUGAAGUUGCUUGAGGAUAAAAAUGGAGAAGUGCAAAACCUGGCUGUCAAAUGUUUGGGUCCUUUGGUGAGCAAAGUGAAAGAAUAUCAGGUGGAGACUAUUGUUGAUACAUUGUGUACAAACAUGCUGUCGGAUAAGGAACAGCUUCGGGAUAUUUCUAGCAUUGGGUUGAAGACCGUCAUUUCUGAGCUGCCUCCCCCAUCUACAGGUUCUACUGUGACCGCCAAUGUUUGCAAAAAAAUCACAGCUCAGUUGACUGGAGCUAUUGGAAAGCAAGAAGAUGUGUCGGUACAACUGGAGGCCCUGGACAUUUUGUCAGACAUUUUGAGCAGGCUAGGGGGAACUCUUUACUCCUUCCAUUCCUCCAUCCUGAACUGCCUCCUUCCUCAGCUCAUCAGUCCCAGGUUGGCCGUUCGGAAGAGAGCCAUCAUUGCCCUAGGUCACCUGGUCUUGACAUGCAAUGGGAACAUCUUUGCAGAGCUCAUGGAACAUCUCUUGUCAGAGCUGAAGAGGAAUAAUUCCACUUCUACUACAAGAACAUAUAUCCAGUGUAUUGCUGGUAUUAGCAAGCAGGCUGGACACCGCAUAGGGGACUACCUAGAGAAGAUGAUCCCAUUGAUAAUUCAGUACUGCAAUGUAGAGGAUGAUGAGCUGAGGGAAUACUGCUUCCAAGCCUUUGAGUCUUUUGCUGAUAAUAAACCAAGUGGAUAUCACCAAAGUGAUGAUGAGUAUAGUGAUGAUGAUGACAUCAGCUGGAAAGUUCGUCGGUCUGCUGCAAAGUGCCUUGAGGCCAUUGUCAGCACCAGACAUGACCUUCUGCAGGAUUUCUACAAAACACUCUCUCCCGCCUUAAUAAACAGAUUCAAGGAAAGGGAAGAGAAUGUUAAGGCUGACAUCUUCUCAGCGUAUAUAUCUUUACUGAAGCAAACUCUGCCCAUUCAGAGUUGGCUGCAAGCUUCAGAUGAAGCAGGCAAAGAGGACAUACCUCUUACCAUGCUUCAGAACCAGGUUCCAAAUAUUAUCAAAGCUUUGCACAAGCAACUUAAAGAGAAGAGCGUCAGGUCAAGACAAGGAUGCUUCACUCUUCUGACGGAGCUGGCGAAUGUCCUCCCCG